Molecule: messenger RNA, 1932 nt
Organism: Schistocerca cancellata (South American locust)
Lineage: Eukaryota; Metazoa; Arthropoda; Insecta; Orthoptera; Acrididae
Exons: 3
Coding region: 566-919 (117 amino acids)
Source: RefSeq, a predicted model, not a curated record
UCUGUUUUAAAUUAUAAACCGUAUAAUUAACAGAUGCAUCCUCUAAGACUAGGUACCAUAAUGAGAUCGUUUACAUUUGAUUAUCCCACCCAUCUUCAACUUAGGAGCAUGAUGGAAACCUUCGCAAAUAAAGCAUCUACACAGCCCCACAGCGGUGAUAGCUAUAUGGAAAUCGCGAAUCAACUUGUGUGGUUUCCUUUUGUUUCUUUAAAUACGACUGAUGUGUCAUCAACAGUUGUUUCUAGUGAAUGUAGUAAGGAAUUUUGCGUCUUUCAGAAUAAUCCACUCAAGAAAUUGACGUUGAAUACUACUAUAAAUUCCGGCGUUUUUCAUCUGCAUGUUACGUAGGUUAAAUGGAGAAAGUUAACAAUAAGCAUUUCUACAGAUUUCCAAGACAAACUAAAGAGUUGCAUCUGAUGUGGAGUAGUCCUUGUAAGCUGUGAAGGCGGAGGGAGUUUUGGCUAGUGGAGUUUCGAAAGCAGACUUAAGACUCAGAUAAUCGAAAAAGUCCAAGAUUCAUAGGAAUGCUUUAACAGGGCUACCAGAACUUGAAACAAAGCUGCAUAUGGGAAAAAUGAACGAAAACUGCUUAAAGCUUUGUACGAUAGCAGCAACAAGAGCUAGGCAAUGGACAUAUGAAGACAAGGAAUUUGCUCUGUCCUUAUACAAGCAAAACCCUUGCCCAUGCAGUGUCUGCCCAAGAGUGAAAGCCAACAUGGAAACCAAAUCUGGUAGCAGAGCCAGAGGGGAAAGCUGUUCACUCAAGAGGAAGCGUGAAUCAAGAAACAGUGCAUCUGAUGGUCUGUAUGCUGUAGUGAGAGGCCCAUCAGUAUCAGCAGAGUCAUUCUUCUCAAAAACGGCGGCAAACAUUACCACUGUUUAUGAGGAACGACAUUUUGAUGUUACACUAUGUGUAUAAAUUAAUGACAUUGUGGCAUAGCCUGCAAAAUGGUGGUUAAUUUUAAUGUAAGUUAUGACAUAAAAUUGAUGUUACAGUGUGUAACUGUUUCACUAGCAUUUUAUAAUGUCAUGGCACAUUCUGCAAGGGGUGGAAAACAUUUGUUCUUCCACUCCUUUAGGGUAAUUAUGUGUGUUGGAAUGUCAUCAAAGUUAAAAGUCGUAGCCAAUAUUACCAUAAUUAAUGGUCCAAAAUGAUGCCAUCAAGUCUGAUACCUUAAUUAACAUUAUCAACAUCAAAGUAUUGGACAUAUCCGGCCCAAUAGCUGAACAGUCAGCACGUUGGAUUGCCACACACGGGGGCCCAGGUUUGGUGCCCGGCUGGGGAGGGAGAUUUUCUCCCCUCAGAGACUGGGUGUUGUGCUGUCCUCAUCAUCAUUUCAUGCCCACUGUCGAUGUGCAAGUCGCCCAAUGUGGCAUUGCGCUCAAUAAGACUUGCAGUUGGCAGUCAAACUUCUCGACUGGGAACUCCCGGCCACUGAUGCCAUACGCUCAUUUCCAUUUCCAGUGUUGGAUAUAUUUUGAAUGCACCCAGUAGAUGGAAAUGGCUGAAUCUACCCCAUGCCUGUGGAUACUAGCCGUCUCCAACUGCUGAAGCUGAUUCCCAAUCACCUCCUCAGUCCCGAUAUAAUUUAUUCAGCAAAUUUAACCAAAUAUAAUGACUGAAAAGAAAAGCAAAAUAAUUACAUAUUUUAACUGAUUAUAAAAGAAAUAAAAUAAAAUAAAAAUAAAAUCUCAAGCAUGAGAAAAAAUUUAGAUUUGUGAGUGAAGGGAUAAAAUAUUUUAAAAAAUUCUAAAAAUAUUCUUACUUUUUAAAAAUGUAAUAAAACCUUUUCUUAUAAAUUAAACCACAGAAUAUGACUAACAUAUGAUAAGAAUUUAAGUUGAAUAAAAUAUUUUUAAUGAGGGAAAAAUAUUUUUAACAAACCAAGAGAGAAAAAAGUCAAAACUAAUAUUUACAAAACCAUUUUUAAA